AUGGAUUUAUCCGCACAUCCUUGUGAAGAUUUCUUCCGUUUUACUUGUGGAAAUUUCGAAGUCGAACAUCCACGACCUGACUCACAGACUUCACACGACUGGUUUACAGAGAAGCAGUCGAAAGUUUUACGCGAUAUAAAGAAGAAGCUUCAAAGCACUUCAAUAAAUUCGGAACAUAACGAUGAACCAGAUGCUGUUGUUAAAGCGAAAAUGUUGUUCAAAAGCUGUUUAAACUCGGCUUUAAACGAUAAGCUUCAAUUUGAUCCGUUAUUUCGCUUACUGGGAGAUUUUGGUCUCCCAAAGCUGCCUUCAAUUAUUGAAAAUCCCACUACAAAUGAUGUGAAACUUCAAUGGAUUAAAAUCAUAGCUAAAGUGAAAAGAUCUUUAGGUGUUGACAUUUUGAUGGGUUUUGACGUUUUUACAGAUCCAAUGAAUCGGACUCAUCAGUAUUUAGCUUUCGGUACACCUUCUCAAGAAGACGGAUUGCCUUUAAUUGACGACAUUCUCGCAAAGCGACUGAGGAGAGUUCGACGUAAGAUUUCAUCAUCAGUUGAAGCGAAAAAACAAGAAAGCAGUGAUUAUGAAACGGAAGGUUCCGAAGUCGUUCUAGCGGCAUACGCAACGUACAUGAAAGAAGUAAUUUCAGCUAUAACAAUGAAAACAAAUGCAGCAGAAUUAUACGCGGAAAAUAUUUUGAACGCUAUAAAAGUGACAAUCGACAUUUCAAGAGAAGUUUUUAUUUAUGUUGAACGUGCUGAAAACGCAUCGAAAGCCGAAAUUCGUGGUGGAAAUGUUUCCGAAUUAGUUUACAUAAAGGUUGCCGACUUACAAAAGAUUAUCGACGAUGAUGUGUCGUCUCCUUCUUCUGUGCUUGAAACGUACUUAACAGAAAUUCUAAGCGGAAUUAAAGAAGCACAGUUUGAUUUCGACAAUGAUGUGAUAUUGACAAGCAAGGCUGACAUACUUUAUUUGAAGCUUGUCAUGAAAUUGAUUUAUCAACUUCCGCCAAUACAUUUGGAAAUGUUCAUCUGGUGGAGUGUCGUUGAAGAUUUGAUACUUUACACGACAACAAGCAUGAGACAUCUUUACUAUGACUACUCAAAAGCAGUGACGGGAGUAGAUGGAGCAGUUUCUCGUCAGAGUUAUUGCUCGGCAACUGUCAAUAAGCUUAUGGGAUUUGCUGUAAGUUAUCUGAUUCUUGAAGACGAUUUCAUGAUUAAAACAAAGCCAAAGGUUGAAAAGAUGCUUCAUAAUAUUCGAAUGGCGUUUGAAAAUCUUGUACGUCAUGCUACGUGGAUGGAUUUAGAAACAAAAGAAAGCACCUUGAAAAAAUCUCAAAGGAUGAAAAGUUUAAUUGGUUUUCCGGACUGGAUUUUGAAUAAAACAAGUCUUGAGUCACAUUAUGAACCUAUAAAAAUUAAAAACGACACGUGGAUGAAAAAUAUUGUCGAACUUUUAACAUGGAGCUUUGUUGAAAAGUUAUCAAAGUGGCGCAUGAAGCAUGAAUUCGAGUGGGCAACAAGUCCUACAAAUGUUAACGCAUUUCAUACAUUCCAAGCCAAUGCUAUAACAAUUCCUUUGGCCAUACUGCAGUUUCCUUUUUAUCAGCUAGGAUUAGAAGCAUUGAAUUAUGGAAGUAUUGGAAGUAUUCUGGCUCAUGAACUUACACAUGGUUUUGAUGAUAUUGGAAGGCAUUUUGAUGAAGAAGGCAAUAAAAACUAUUGGUGGACAGAAACGACUGUGAAAAAUUUUGUUAACAGAACUGAAUGCUUUAAAAAGCAAUACAGUAAUUACAUCUUACCUGAUAUUGGAGAAUAUAUUAAUGGUGAAACAACUUUGGGAGAAAAUAUUGCUGACAACGGGGGUGUGAGGGAAGCUUAUUACGCUUAUAACUAUUACGUUCAAUCAGUUGGAAAAGAGCAAAAGCUACCAGGUACUAAAAAAUAUUCAUGUGACAUGAUUUGUUUUACAGGUUUCGAGUCUUACAGUCAUGAACAAAUGUUUUUCAUAUCAUAUGGCAAUUUGUGGUGUGAGACAAUGACUGAAAGUGGGCUGAGGUUUGCUCUUGACGACACUCAUUGUCCAGGGAGAAUAAGACUAUUAGGAGCCCUUUCGAACUUCAAAGAAUUUCAUAAAGCCUUUGAGUGCUACCCGGGACAAAAAUACCAUAAGACAAAAGAUGAAACCUGCAUUAUUUGGUGA
Molecule: messenger RNA, 2202 nt
Organism: Clunio marinus
Lineage: Eukaryota; Metazoa; Arthropoda; Insecta; Diptera; Chironomidae
Source: the annotation of a GenBank genome assembly